GAAGUUGUCUUUUGGCGCUAAAUCUUGACCAGUCUGAUAGUGACAACAAACAUGGAUGUCGCUCGGAAAAUCAAGACAAAAGUGUCCGCUGGCUUCAAGAUGCGGGGUCUUAUGCUACGACCUGAAGCCAGCAAAUACCUUGUGGAGGCCCUGGAGUCUGUCGAUGCCUCUGAACUGGAUGAUAUCAUUGAAAAGGUCCUGGAUGCAGUGGAAAAGCAGCCAUUGUCCUCUAACAUGAUCGAGCUGUCUGUGCUAGAGAUUGCUGUUCAGGAUUGCACUCAGUCAUGUGAUGAAACCAUAGAUAAUGUUUUCAACAUCAUUGGAGCUUAUGACGUGCCCAGAUACAUUUACAGCGUGGAGCGGAAGAAAUUUGUGCCCAUUAGCAUGACGAGCCAUUCUGCACCCAGUCUGUGUGGAGUGGCCAGAGACAAAGCUGAACUGUUCAGAGAGCGCUACACCAUCCUGCAGCAGCGUAUACAUCGGCACCAGCUCUUCACGCCGCCUGCUAUAGGGACUGCUGUUGAAGAGGGCCAAAACAAGUUUCAGCUCAAGACAAUUGAAGCGCUGCUUGGUAGCACGGCUAAACUGGGAGAGGUGAUCGUACUCGGGAUGAUCACACAAAUGAAAGAGGGUAAAUUUUUCCUGGAGGACCCGAGUGGAACAGUACAGCUGGAGAUGUCCAAAGCACAGUUCCAUAACGGCCUGUACACAGAGUCCUGCUUCGUACUGGCAGAGGGUUGGUAUGAGGACUCGGUUUUCCAUGUCAAUGGUUUUGGUUUUCCACCAACAGAGCCAUCAUCAGGCACAAGGGCAUACUACGGCAAUCUGAACUUCUUUGGCGGGCCGUCCACCACUUCAGUGAAGGCUUCGGCCAAGCUGAAGCAGCUGGAGGAGGAGAACGAGGACGCCAUGUUUGUUAUUGUGUCUGAUGUGUGGCUGGACAGUGUCGAAGUGAUGGAGAAGCUCAACCUCAUGUUCUCAGGCUACGCUUCGAUGCCUCCCACCUGCUUCAUUUUCUGUGGUAACUUCUCUUCUGCCCCGUAUGGGAAAGCACAGAUCAAAUCACUCAAAGAGUCCCUGAAGACUCUGGCUGAUGCUAUAUGUGCAUACCCGAGCAUCCAGAGCAGCUGCCGCUUCGUGUUUGUUCCUGGUCCUGAAGACCCGGGUCCAGGCUCCAUCCUGCCAAGGCCUCCUCUGGCAGAUCACAUCACAGAGGAGUUCAGACAGAGGGUCCCGUUCUCAGUGUUCACUACCAACCCAUGCAGGAUCCAGUACUGCAGCCAGGAGAUCGUCAUCAUCAGGGAGGACCUGGUCAACAAGAUGUGCAGGAACUGUGUCCGGUUACCCAGUAAUAACCUCGACAUCCCUAACCAUUUUGUGAAGACCAUCCUGUCACAAGGUCACUUGACUCCGCUGCCCCUGUACGUCAGUCCUGUUUACUGGGCCUACGACUACUCCCUGCGUGCCUACCCAGUCCCUGAUGUCAUCGUCUUUGCAGACAAAUACGACCCAUUCAGCAUCAAAAACACAGACUGCCUCUGUGUCAACCCGGGAUCAUUCCCAAAAAGUGGCUUCACAUUUAAAGUGUACUACCCAUCCAACAGAACUGUUGAGGACAGCAAACUACAAGGACUCUGAAGAAAAUAUUGGAUGUAAAGGUGGAUGUGUGUCAGUUGUUUGUAUAUAGCUUAUGUAUGAUACUGUAUGUUUAAAAUGGAUUGGUGAUCAAAUUGCUGUAGUGUUUUUAUUUUGUAUUAAUCUAUAUGUUUGUCUGUUUUUCUAAAAAAUAAAAGUUUUAUUCCACUGAA
Centropristis striata (black sea bass) is the source of this 1808-nucleotide messenger RNA. RefSeq names its product polymerase (DNA directed), epsilon 2 (gene pole2). Gene Ontology annotation, biological process: error-prone translesion synthesis; DNA-templated DNA replication. Bases 52 to 1638 code for a protein of 528 amino acids. Lineage: Eukaryota; Metazoa; Chordata; Actinopteri; Perciformes; Serranidae. The record is from RefSeq and is a predicted model, not a curated record. Gene Ontology annotation, molecular function: DNA binding. Gene Ontology annotation, cellular component: epsilon DNA polymerase complex. The transcript is spliced from 19 exons.